Jatropha curcas is the source of this 2793-nucleotide messenger RNA. NCBI's taxonomy places the organism in Eukaryota, Viridiplantae, Streptophyta, Magnoliopsida, Malpighiales, Euphorbiaceae. The record is from RefSeq and is a predicted model, not a curated record.
AUGAAAGUAAUCUGUACCUCAUUUUACAUUGUACAUUGCUUGAUUCUUCCAAGAACAUCUGAAGUAUUAACCUCCAAUGGCAACCUGGCCUCUAUGUUUUUGACUCUUUCAAAGAGGAAGUUGGAUGAGCUUUUCACACUGGAUCCAGAACAAUAUUGUCUCUCUCGGCAUCCAAUGAGAAGACCCUUUAAGCAUGGACUUCGUGCAUCAUCAGGCCUUAAGCUUGUGAAACAACAUGUCCCGAGGGACAUGAGCGUUCCACAAAACCCAUAUGUAACUCCAUUUUCUCUUACUGGAGGGAGAACAAUGGUUGUCUUUCCAACAUGUGAGCAUCUGGCAAUCUUGUGCUUAUUUGCUGUGACUACGACACAAACCUCCAUCAUAAAUCGGAUACAUCCGAUAUCUCUCCUUAUUUCCUGUCAUGGAUUAAGAACUUCCGAAUCAACUAUCCAUCAGUCAUCAUACGGAUUCUAUCACGUACAGAUAUUAAUGACACUCUAUUACUCGGGUCCUUGUCGAUCAUCAGCUCUUGCUGGCCUUCUGAUGGCCAAUAUUCUUCCUCGGCUGAACCAAAGGAACUGGCCAAGCACGAGUAGCAAGUCCAAGACCCUUAAAGUUCCAGGUCUUACACCAUGGCAUGAUGAAUCACACUCAUCCUUUGGUCCGAUUGAUCUCGUUAUCUGGACUCUAAUUCGAAGAUCCCUCACCAUAAAGAUAUUUACUUUGAGAGAAACGUUGACUUACAGUGAGGUUUCCUGUUGCGAUGAUCGCGAGAACAACUCGUUUCUAGCUGUCACAGAUUUUGCUUCGUUGUUCUUGCGAAAGCAGCUAGAAUGUCCCAUGCCUUCCUUGUUUCCGUACAUUGUUGCUUAUUUAGCUUUCUCGAUGCUAUUAGCAACUCCAGAAAAAUCCGACAUAAGUGACUGGUGUUUCGACCACAACCAAUGCAGCGAACGAUUUUGCAUAUGGUUGCUAUUUCUGGGAUUAAUUGCUGAGGUUAUUGAGCAAAGUAAUGCAUUGGAUGCAAAUACAAAGAUUAAGUACAUGAACAUAUUUGAUGCGCAAGUAGAUGUUGUUCAUUAUGCUUUGAGCUCUAUGGAAUUUAUUUAUACCAUUUUUUUGACUAAUUGCUUUUGCCAUCUGGACCGCGUGGAUUUUGGGUUCUCUCUUUUGGGGAAAAUCUUCAAACUUGGUUUUCAGCCUACCAUUAUAACGCUUAAUACCUUGAUUAACGGGCUUUGUAGUGAGGAUGCAUUUGAUGAAGCUGUGGAAUUAUUUGAUGAGAUGGUUGCAAAAGGCUAUCAACCUGAUGUCUAUACCUAUAACGUGAUUGUGAAUGGUCUGUGUAAAAUUGCGAAAACCAAUGUGGCCUUUGGUAUUCUGAAAAGAAUGGUCGAGGAAGAUUGUGAGCCUGAUGUGGUGUCAUAUAAUGCUAUCAUUGACAGCCUUUGUUGCAAUUCAGGCCGAUGGGAAGAAGCUUCUAUGCAGCUCAAUGAAAUGUUGGAAGCAAACAUCACUCCAAACUUAAUUACCUUCAGUAUAUUGGUCGAUGGGCUUUGUAAGUGUGGAAGGGUUUCAAAGGCUCAUGGUAUUGUCAAAUUGAUGAUUCAAAGAGGAAUAAAGCCUGAUGUUGUAACUUACAGCUCUUUAAUCUAUGGUCUGUGCAAUUCAGGCCGAUGGGAAGAAGCUUCUGUGCAGCUCAAUGAAAUGUUGGAAGCAAACAUCACUCCAAACUUAAUUACCUUCAGUAUAUUGGUUGAUGGGCUUUGUAAGGAAGGAAGGGUUGCAGUGCCACAGCUCAAUGGUAUUAUCAAACUAGGAAUAAAGCCUGAUGUUGCGACUUACAGCUCUUUGAUGAAUGGAUAUUGUCUACUCAACAAAAUGGAUCAAGCUAGAGAAAUUUUUGACAUGAUGCUAAGCAAGGGUUGUACACCUGAUGUUGUUAUCUACAAUAUCUUGAUUGACUGUUACUGUAGGAGAAAAAGGAUAGACGAGGCAAUGAGGCUUCUUGAUGAAAUGCCUCGCAAAGGAUUGAUUCCUAACCAUGUCACUUAUAGUUCUCUUAUACAUGGAUUGUGUAAAGCAAAGAGCCCUCAAGCUGCAUAUAAGUUUUUCAAGGACUUGUGUGCUAGUGGCCAUUCUCCAGGUGUGGUAACUUACUCAAUUUUGAUAGAUGGCUUUUGUAAGCAUAGGUGUCCAGCUGUGGCAUUGAGCCUAUUUCAUGAAAUGCAGAACAACUUAUUGAAGCCUAAUAUAACUGUAUAUAGUACUCUAAUUGAUGGUUGCAGCCUAAUGUGUAUCCAAGGAUAUCUCCGGCACAACGAUUCGUCCAUGGCAACACAACUUAUUGAUGAAAUGGUUGGCAAGGGUUUUUCUGCAGAUGCCACCACGACAGAGUUGGUAAUAAAUUUAGUUAUGAACAAGCCUGAUGAUCCGCUUGUGCAAAAGCUGCUAAGCUGCUCUAAACGUUCUCAGGAUGUAAACUUGAAGUGAGAUUUGAGGAUGGAACAAUUGUUAUACAGCGGCAAGAAGCUUAUAAUCUCUGCUUUAAUGGAUACGGAAUGAUGAUGUUGUCUUCUUAAAGACUGGGAAUGGAGAGAGACAUGGAGUUGCACAUAAAGCAGCCAUACCUGAGAAACAGAGAGGUCGUUGAAGGUGAUAGUAAUUCAGUUUUAGACAGCCAAGGGAUUUUUGGAUAAAAGAGAUUUUGUAGUCAUACUUAUUUUCAACGGCUAGAAAUAUAUUAUAUAUUUCUGUUCAAAAAAUAAAAGGAAAAAAAAAUUAUAUCCAUUA